Dama dama (fallow deer) is the source of this 5068-nucleotide messenger RNA. RefSeq names its product methyltransferase 15, mitochondrial 12S rRNA N4-cytidine (gene METTL15). Bases 410 to 1633 code for a protein of 407 amino acids. Lineage: Eukaryota; Metazoa; Chordata; Mammalia; Artiodactyla; Cervidae. The record is from RefSeq and is a predicted model, not a curated record. The transcript has 7 exons. Gene Ontology annotation, biological process: rRNA base methylation. Gene Ontology annotation, molecular function: rRNA (cytosine-N4-)-methyltransferase activity.
GCUGCAGCUGCAGGUGGGAGGCAGCCACCUGGGAUCUUCAGGAAGCCUUCAGACCGCGGGCUCGGGCCCGGCCCCUGGGUUCAGGGUGUGAGUGAGACGAGUGCGGGCAGGGCUUGGCCUUGCCCUCUGCUAGGGGGAGAGGCGGAGCCUGUUGGGAACACCUUUUGGAGCCCAAGCGCCUGCGGGACCCUUUGGCAGCUGGGGACUGGAAGCAACGGAACCAAAGGCAGACGGUCCUCGGUUGCUGGGGCGGACGUGGGCCCAAUCUGUCCGUUCUCGCAAGUUUCCCCCAGGGCUGGGACCUGGGCGAGCGGCAAAUUCAGAAUUUCCCGGACUGUAGUGGUUGUCGCAGGCCCGAGUUGGAGGCUAACUGAGAAAUCUUCGUUCCUCAGAUUUGUUGAUCUACAGAAUGCUUCGAUACCCAUAUUUUUGUAGAAUCCAUAAAAAUUUUCUUUCAUGCUGGUUGGAAUCUGGCAUAUUUAAUUUGGGUGUCUGGCCAAAAAAAAUACAUGCUACAGCAGAAAGAUAUAAUGAAUAUGAAGCCCAGGAGGAAACAGAUCAAACUGGAGUUGAGGAGUUACACAGAUCUCAAGAUAGAGAUUCUGAAGUGAUGACUAAGUUACAUAUUCCAGUGAUGGUGGAUGAAGUUGUUCGUUGUUUGGCACCACAAAAAGGGCAGGUUUUUCUAGAUAUGACGUUUGGUUCAGGAGGACACACAAGAGCCAUUCUACAGAAGGAGCCAGAUAUUACUCUGUAUGCAUUAGACAGAGACCCAACAGCAUAUGCAAUAGCUGAACAGCUUUCAGAAUUGUACCCUAAACAGAUCCGAGCCAUCCUAGGCCAGUUCAGCCAGGCAGAAGCCUUACUAAUGGAAGCUGGAGUACAGCCAGGGACCUUGGAUGGAGUUCUUUUGGAUCUUGGGUGUUCCUCCAUGCAACUUGAUACCCCUGAAAGAGGUUUUUCCCUUCGGAAGGACGGCCCCUUGGACAUGAGAAUGGAUGGUGACAGGUACCCUGAUAUGCCCACCGCAGCUGAUGUUGUGAAUGCGUUAGAUCAACAGGCACUUGCAUCCAUCCUGAGAACAUACGGAGAGGAGAAGCAUGCCAAGAAAAUCGCUUCAGCAAUUGUUCAGGCACGCAGCCUCUACCCCAUCACCAGAACCCAGCAGCUUGCCAGCAUUGUUGCAGGUGCAUUUCCUCCCUCUGCUCUUUAUGCGCGAAAAGAUUUGCUACAGCGAUCUACCCAUAUUGCUACAAAGACUUUUCAAGCUUUUCGCAUAUUUGUGAACAAUGAGCUCAAUGAACUUUACACAGGACUGGAGACAGCUCAGAAGUUUCUGAGACCUGGUGGUCACCUUGUUGCCCUCUCCUUCCAUUCACUGGAGGAUCGCAUCAUCAAACGAUUCCUGCUUGGGAUAAGCAUGACAGAAAGGUUUAACCUAAGUGCUAGACAGAAAGUGAUACAAAAAUCACAGCUGGAUUCAGAUCAGGAAAACAAGAAGCACGUCUCUGUAGGAAAGGCCCCUUUAACAUGGAAAUUGAUGCACAAGAAGGUACUUACUCCAGAAGAUCAAGAUGUACAGGAUAACCCCAGAGGACGCUCCGCCAAGCUUAGAGCAGCUAUCAAAUUAUGAGAAAGUUUUCAUCAUCUAAUCCUUCAAGAUUUUCCUCACAGUUUCUCAUGUGAUAUUCCUGGACAACCUAAUGUAAGAAAGUUCGGGAUAUCUAAAGCUAUAUAACUAUAUAUGUGUGGAUCUAGAGGGUAUCUAGCUUUUUUUUUUUCCUCAAAAAGAAAAUGUAAGAAAUAUUAGCAUGACGUAGAAAGCUCAAUUCAAGGAGCAGCAGUACCUCAAAACUGGAAAAGUAUGUUUAUCUUAGCAAUAUAUUUGACUUUUGAAAUGGUUAAAUUCUGGUUAAAUCCUUUCUUUAACCAGGAAAUUUUUUAAAAGAAGAAGAGGAGAAUAUUGUAUGUAAAAUCAAGUUGUCAAAAGAGAGAUUUUAAUUGUAUCUGCAUGCCCAGAUUCUGAAUUUAGAUAUUCAGAUUUGCAACAGACUGUCUGUGAUUCAAAUAGUUAAUAAUGAUCAUGGAAUUUAUUUUAAUUUUUCUCUUGGGAACAGCUUUCUCAAAUACAGGUAUUACCAUUUUGAAAGUGCAUUACACUGAUAAAUUUAAAUACUGAAUUAUAGUGUUUAUUGUCUUAAGGAGAUUUUUCCAUAUGAUAUGUGCCAUGUUUUCAUAUAUUGCAAACUAAAAAUAUAGAAUUGCUCUAAUAGCCUUCACAGAGGAUAUUUCAUAAAACUUAUAUUUGAAUUCAGUUGUAUUUAUUAUAGUAAUAGCCCAGAAUGCUUUUGAUAAAUAGUGAAAUCUCUUAUCAUUUGAAUCCUGCAUUUUAAACUGAGCUAUUCAAAAUAGUCAAAGUCUAUUGAAAUGGAAAAGUUUAUCAUCUAUUCCAGAUACUAAAAUCUGUGUGCUGUUAAUUUUCUUAUUUACAAAUAAUAACUAAUUGUAAAAUGUUUUCUCAGGCAGCCACAUGGUAGAGGAUUCUUUAAUAAAUAGUUGAAAUUAAUUCAUAAUUCACAUAACUUUUUAUGCGUAAGUAUGCAUUUCUGAUUUAUUCAGUUAUGAUGCAAGUACUGAAAUACAGAAACAAAGGUGAGUAAAAUAUCCAUAGCCCAAAGUACCAGUCCUGUGGAGUUUAUAGUCUAGCAAAGAAGAGUGAUGGUAAUUAACUAAUCACAAAAAUUAAUAUAAAAUCGACGAAGUGGUAAGGGCUGUAUAGAAGUAGUAUGCUGUGCUGUGCUGUGUUUAGUCAGUACCAUAAAUACAUCCAAUAGGGAUUUCAUCUACUAAAGGAAACCAGGUCUGACAACAUGGUACUUGAUUUAUGACUCACAGAAUGAAUAAGAGUCAAAGGAUACAUGAGCAUGUUGAUUAAAGGUACAUGUCAAUGAUUGUUUUCUUAAGUAGUUCCCCUUGAAGUCAUAUUUAUACUGUUAAUUUGCUCAGUAAACUAUUUAUUCAAAUACAGGAAAAGUUCAUCUUAUCAAUUAUGAUUACAGAGCCUAAGCUGGCGAACCUAGUGAAUAAAUUAUCAACAGAAUUAGAUGGGCGAAAGAUAAGAAUUAAAAACUUAGAUUUAUCUCAGACUUACUUUCUCUACCUUCGUAAUAGUUAACUUUGGUUCCCAAGUUUGUUUACCACUUUUAAUUUACAAACUGUUAAAACCUGAGGAUGUCCCAGGUGGCGCAGUGGUAAAGAAUCACCUGCCAACUCAGGAAACACAAGAGACAUGAAUUUGAUCCCUGGGGUCAGGAAGACUCCCCUGGAGUAGGAAAUGGCAAUCCACUCCAGUAUUCUUGCCUGGAAAAUUCCAUAGACAGAGGACCCUGGUGGGCUACAGUCAAGGAGAUUGUGAAGAGUUGGACGUGACUAAGAGACUGAGUAUACACGCACAUUCAAAUCUGAAGAAUUCUGCAGUGAAAUCAGAAUAAGAAAAUAUUCUAGGGAGCAAUGUGCUCAAAUUAGAAAUGAAUGUACCUAGUUUAAUCCUCUGAAUCCUUCCUAAAGAAUUUUGUAAGUUCCUCUUUGUAUGUAAGUCAUAUUUGUGAAUGAGAAUGAUUCCCAAAGGUAGGUGCCCAUCUGAGUAUGUGAUUAGAAUACAAAAGAUUGCAUGUAAUAUUCAGGAAUGAUUCACCUAUGUCAUCAAUCAUGUUUGGAUGUUAUAUAACAUGGGAAUUUUUUCAUUAAUGUUAACUGGAAGCUGCCUGCAUUGACUGGGUUGGAUGACAUCCUUCCAGAAUCCAUGUCUUUUCCAAAACAUCAUAAUGUGUGACCUUAUUUGGAAAUUUAGCUAUUACAGAUGUUAGCAGUUAAGACGUAAUACUGGAACAGAGAAGGCCCUUAACCCCAUAUAUCUGUGUCCUUAUAAGAAGAGAAGAAAGACAGAGACACAAGGGAGAAUGCCACAUGAAGACAAAAGCAGAGACUGAAGUGAUGUAUCUACAAGCCAGGGGACACCAAGAAUUGCUGGCAACCAUAAGAAGCUAGGUGAGAAGCAUGGAGUAGAUUCUCCCUCAGGAACUUUAGUAGGUAUUAAUAACUGCUGAAACCUUGGUUUCAGACUUCCAACCUCCAGAACAGUUAGAGAAUAGAUUUCUGCUAUCCUCUGCUGUCCAAUCUGUGGUAGUUUAUUAUGGCAGCCUUAAGAGACUAGUACUCUGACCCACCCAAAAAAAAAAAAUCUUGAAUAUGCGUGAAAAAAACCCUGCUUCAAUAAACACAAAAUCAGCUUCAAAAUAUUAUAGUGUAAAAACACAUUAUCUAUUUUUUAUAAUUAGGCUGUUUGUGACAAUCAUUCUUACCUUCCUCUUAGUCUUAGUUGUAGGAUGAAUAAUCAAAUACAUGGAUGAGUUUCAAAUAAUUAACACUGGAGAAUGGUUUUGGGGAAUUUAUACAGUACAUAUAGAAAAUAAAAACAGAUUAUUAAAAUGAAUAUACAUUGCUUUUCCAAUAAAAUAUAAAUUAUAUAAAACAAGCAAUUGUUUUGCAUUUCUAAAUCUUUCUAUUGACUGGUUCUGCCAGUCAUUUUAUAUAACAUAGAUCCCAUUGUGUAGGACAUCAAUUCUUAACAGUUUUAAUAAUUGUUCAUUAAGAAAUGAAAUUUAAUAACUACAUACAAUUUUUAGUUGAUACUCCUAUUUUGUAUGUUCAUUUUGUUUUGACAAUUAUAUGUUGGUUAUUAUGUAAUCUUUGAAAUUUCUACGUUAAUUUCAGGGGAAGACACUAAUAAUAUCUAUUUUUUUCUAUUUCAUGUAAUAUGUGAUAUAUGGUUUGUGCUUAAAUUCAUUUAUAUUGAGCUGUUUAUUAUAUUACAAACAAUAGUUAAUAAGAAAAUACACUAUGCCUCACUAGGUUUUUGAGGUUAACUAAAACCUCUUAAAAUUAGCUUGUAAAUAUUUGAAAAUCGUAUUUUCUUUAGUCUUUGCAGAGUGUUACAUAUGUUCAGAGGUUUAUAAAAUUCUAAUUUUUGUUUUUAAAUAAGAAGCAUAAAUAAUAAUUUAUGAAUUUA